This is a messenger RNA of Sarcophilus harrisii (Tasmanian devil), 4016 nucleotides long. RefSeq names its product ATP binding cassette subfamily G member 2 (Junior blood group) (gene ABCG2). Gene Ontology annotation, molecular function: ATP binding; ATP hydrolysis activity; ABC-type transporter activity. Bases 238 to 2214 code for a protein of 658 amino acids. The record is from RefSeq and is a predicted model, not a curated record. Gene Ontology annotation, cellular component: plasma membrane. NCBI's taxonomy places the organism in Eukaryota, Metazoa, Chordata, Mammalia, Dasyuromorphia, Dasyuridae. The transcript has 17 exons.
UCCUCCGCCCUUAGCAGGACGUGCAGCUUUAGUGCGGGCCUCCUCCCCGCCCUGUAUCCCCCGCGGCGCCGCUUCCUCCUCCAACUCCUCCUCCUUCUCAACUCCUCCUGCUCCCGCCACUCGGACUCCUCUUUCAGUCGCGACGGGAUAACGUUCUUCCGUCUGGGACCAAGCUGAACAAGUCUUUGAAUACAAUUGUCAUGUCUUCUGUGUUGUGAGACAGACAAAGACUGCAAAAUGUCAACAGAUAUUCAAGUCAUGGUUCCGAUGUCACAAACAAGCAUGAAUGGCCCAGAUGAGAAUAUUAUAUUAGGGACUCUCACAGAAAUAAAAAAGCAACCAGAGACUGUGUUGAGUUUUCAUAACAUCUGCUAUCAAGUGAAAGUGAAGACAGGCUUUAUAGGUUGUCGGAAGAUCGUUAAGAAAGAAAUUCUCAAGGAUGUCAAUGGAAUCAUGAAGCCAGGGCUCAAUGCCAUUCUGGGACCCACAGGUGGUGGCAAAUCUUCAUUGUUAGAUGUUUUAGCUGCUAGGAAAGACCCUCAAGGACUAUCAGGACACGUUUUACUAAAUGGAGCUCCUCAGCCUGCCAACUUCAAAUGUAACUCAGGUUAUGUUGUACAGGAUGAUGUUGUGAUGGGCACUCUCACAGUAAAAGAAAACCUACAGUUCUCAGCAGCACUUAGACUUCCCACAAGCAUGAAGAACCAUGAAAAGAAUGAACGAAUUCAAAGGAUUAUCAAGGAGCUAGGUUUGGAGAAAGUAGCUGAUUCCAAGGUGGGAACUCAAUUUUCUCGUGGUGUGUCUGGAGGAGAGAGAAAAAGGACCAGUAUUGGAAUGGAGCUUAUUUCUGAUCCAUCUGUUUUGUUUUUGGAUGAACCCACAACUGGCUUAGAUUCCAGUACAGCAAAUGCUGUUCUUUUACUAUUGAAGAGGAUGUCUAAGCAGGGAAAAACAAUCAUUUUCUCUAUACAUCAGCCUCGCUAUUCCAUCUUUAAAUUGUUUGACAGUCUUACCUUACUGGCUUCUGGAAGAUUGAUUUACCAUGGUCCUGCUCAGGAAGCCUUGGAGUACUUUGCUUCUGCUGGUUAUCGUUGUGAGCCCUAUAAUAAUCCAGCAGAUUUCUUCCUGGAUGUCAUCAAUGGAGACUCUUCUGCUGUGUUGUUAAAUAGAGAUGAAGGAACUGGUGAAGCUAAGAAAAAUUCCGAUUCUGUUCAGCAUAAGCCCAUUAUAGAUGAAUUAGCAGAGAUUUAUCUUAGUUCCACCUACUUCAAAGAAACCAAAGCAGAACUAGAUAAAUUGUCUAUGGGAAUUCAAAAGGUGAAGACAACUGUUUUCAAGGAAACAAUUUAUAUUACCUCGUUCUUUCAUCAACUCAAGUGGGUGUCCAAACGGUCAUUCAAAAAUUUGCUGCGUAGCCCUCAGGCCUCCAUAGCUCAGGUAAUGAUCACAGCUUUCCUUGGAUUGGUUGUAGGUGCCAUUUUCUUUGGACUAAAAAAUGAUCCCACCGGAAUUCAGAACAGAGCUGGGGUGCUCUUUUUCUUGACCAACAAUCAGUGUUUCAGCAGUGUCUCUGCAGUUGAACUUUUAGUUGUGGAAAAAAAGCUGUUUAUACAUGAAUAUGUCAGUGGAUACUAUAGAGUUUCUUCAUAUUUUUUUUCAAAACUGUUAUCUGAUUUACUACCCAUGAGAAUGUUGCCAAGCAUCAUAUUCACUUGUAUAACUUAUUUUAUGUUAGGACUGAAACAGGAAGUUGGGGCCUUCUUCAUCAUGAUGUUCACUCUGAUGAUGGUUUCAUAUACUGCCAGUUCUAUGGCUCUAGCUAUUGCUGCCGGUCAGAGUGUAGUGUCUGUGGCCAAUAUCUUGAUGACCAUCGCGUUUGUUUUCAUGAUGAUAUUUGCAGGGUUGUUAGUAAAUCUCCGAACUAUUGUGCCUUGGCUUUCAUGGCUACAGUAUUUCAGCAUUCCUCGAUAUGGUUAUACAGCACUGCAACAUAAUGAAUUUCUUGGCCUAAACUUUUGUCCCAGUGACAACACAACAGUUUCAAAUGAUACCUGUAAAUAUGCAGUGUGCUCUGGAGAAGACUUCCUGAGAAACCAAGGGAUUGACCUGUCUCCAUGGGGCUUGUGGCAGAACCAUAUUGCUUUAGCCUGUAUGAUUGUCAUCUUCCUUACCAUCGCCUACCUGAAAUUGUUGUUUCUGAAGAAGUUUUCAUAAAGAAUUUUGUGAGAUACAGUGCAAUUCAGUCUCACAAAGUAUUUAUUGUAAAAUGUUCAUUAUUUGAGCUUUUGUUGUUAAAAGAAUUAUUCCCAUUUAAAUUGGAUUUAAUUUUACUGUGAUUAACAGUUUAUAUUCAUUAUAAAGGUGUUGCAGAAAUUAUGUUUGCAAUAUUGUAAUCUUUGAAAAAAGCAUCAACAUAAGCUAAUAAUAUUGUAUACAAUUUUUAUAUGUUUAUAGAAACUAGUUAACUACAUAACUAGCAUAACUCAUUGAUCUGGCACUGAUGAGUAAGUGAUAAACUGUAAGUAUUGACAUUUCUGCAAUGUCAACUCUGAAAUGUCUUGGGACAUUAGGUUUUAUGUGUUUGGACUUGUGACAAACUAUUGCUGUUUAAUAAUAAACUUAUUAAAACGAGCAAAAAUUUAUUUUAUUUUAUCUGCUUUAUUAUACAUUUUAUUUUUUUGGUGGUUCUAUUAUUUCAUUACUGUGGAUAUAUAUCCCUGUAAUAUAUGUAAAGAAGGUAUUAUCUUUUUCAUUUUAUAGAUUAGUAGUAAAGCCAACAUAGUGAAGCAGAUGUAUAAAAUGCAAGAGUUAAAAAGUAAUUCUGACAUUUCACUGUUCUGCCCCUUUAAGGAGAAGAUAAUGAAAAAGAAACAAAUUUGAAAGCUACUUAAAUGUACUUAGGAUGGCUAGAUCCUGCAGUGUGACUGCCUGAAUUUAAGCAGCCCACUGGCUUCCUAUGGGCAAAAUCACAGGGUCAAAGGAAACCCCUCCAUCUGUCAGACAGAAGUGGUCAGAAUGAGAAUCUACUAAUUGGUUCUAACAGGUGGGUGAUAUGCUGCUGAGGAAGCAGAGAAGAUGAGGACGUAGACUUCUGAGGUGAUUUGCAGCACAAUCUCAAGCUUCUUAAAGAGAGCUAAAUGCUUCCCUUCCAUCAAUAGAGAGAUGUGGGAAUGUAGAAUGAGGCAUAUGUUGCUGGAAUUGAUCAAUGUUGUUUUCUUUAUUUGUACUUUUUUAUGAGAGAAUUUUCUUGGCAAGGUGAGGUGGGACUGAGAAACAACUGAUUUAAAAAACCUCAACAAACCACUACCUCUAUAAAACAUUUUACAAAAGGAAUCUUUAAUAAACACGAGGGCCAGUUGGCAUUCACAAUUUCCUAUCUGGCUGCUCUUGGUGUUUAUAAAUUCUCAUGAAUCUAUUUGCCAAUUAUUUUGGGGGAGAGAAAGGAUUUUAAUAUGCUUUAGCAAUCUUGUCACUUUAAUAACUGGAAACAGUGUAUAAUUAACAUAAGGACAUUAUUUGCUCCAAAAAUAUUCUCUUUUGCAGUAUUGCGGUAUGGAAAAGAGAUGGCAGAACAUUCACACCAGAGUUUGGAAGUGGGAGGAUCCAAGUUUUUAUCUUAGUUAUUUAAGCUCUUUGGAUCUCAAGUCCUCAUCUGUAAAAUGAAAGAGGUUGGACAAGUCCAUUUCUAAGCUUACAUUUCAAAUUCUAUAUCCUAUGAUUUAUAUGAUUAAAUAAAAACCAAGUUUUUUUCUCUUUUUGAGAAAAACCACUCAUACAUGUGUUAUAUAUAACAUACAGAUCUUUAUUAGGAAGUAAAGUGCUCAGAGUUAGAAAAUGAUUAAAAUUCUUGACUACUGUGGAAAACCUGAAAUAAAGAAUUUCUUACUAAGACCAAUAGAGAGUAGGAGUUGGAAAGGAAAGGAGAUGGAGGCAAGAUUACAUUCUUCAAAUGUAAUUUGAAGGAAAAGGAUGGCAAUUGCAAUGUAGAAAAAAAUGACAGCUAUUUCAAAUUUUUA